This is a messenger RNA of Spizellomyces punctatus DAOM BR117, 776 nucleotides long. RefSeq lists its product as uncharacterized. NCBI's taxonomy places the organism in Eukaryota, Fungi, Chytridiomycota, Chytridiomycetes, Spizellomycetales, Spizellomycetaceae. The record is from RefSeq and is a predicted model, not a curated record. Gene Ontology annotation, cellular component: cytoplasm; nucleus. The transcript has 6 exons. Gene Ontology annotation, biological process: proteasome assembly. The coding region runs from base 129 to 575 and encodes 148 amino acids.
UCUUCUCCAACCCAUCCACUUUAAAGGAAAACUCGACCUUUGAAGCAAGUCGAAUUAUCAAGAAUAUCAAGGACGCAACACUCCAAAUCCUUUUGGUGCCUUUUUGAGCAAGAAGAGUUACAAGCAUCAUGUCCUUUGAUAAUGGUCUUCGCAUGUUGCCACCCGUGAGUCAGGGAUCUGUUUCGCAAACAAAAGAAGUUGGUCGCAAUACGGCAUACGGUGUCCACGACACAUUGAGAGAAGGGUUCCGAACUGUGCGGAGUGAGAUUAUUCCAAAGCACCCUGUCGAGAAUAUUGACUCGCAGUGGCAGGAGACCCAAGAGCAGCUUCGUAUGACUAUGCACCGAAGGGCAUUUGGACUACACGCACCUCUCCGUCUGCAAAUGGAAAAGGUGUUGGUAUCUCAGCCGAGACGCAUUCCCGUGCUUCCUGUAUCGAAUCUAGGUCUGGAAAUUCUGGAGGGGAGGGAUCAAACAAUUGAUUAUGAGGAUUUCCUUGGAGAUCCUCAUCUCUCGACGGAUAUGAUGGAUCCUCACACUGCUAUGGAGCGUGUGCUUGGUCUCGGGCCUUUGUAAGAUGGGUCGUAUCAAAUGUUGUGUGUGUCAAAUAGAGAAUCCGCUCAAAACAGCAUUGCAGACAGCCUUUUGCGUCGGUGGUGCUUUAGGAACGUGGAUGUUAUGCAGAUGAUCCUUGGAACUGCAGGUUGAAAUCUCCUCUCACCCGCCCCUUCACAGUUCGAGUUUCUUUAUUGCGCCAUUAAGUUGCAGCCAAUGUCU